Auanema sp. JU1783 is the source of this 2730-nucleotide messenger RNA. NCBI's taxonomy places the organism in Eukaryota, Metazoa, Nematoda, Chromadorea, Rhabditida, Rhabditidae. The record is from the annotation of a GenBank genome assembly.
AUGGCUAAGCCUAACCAGGAGAGAAAGGCUAGAAAUGCCAUCAACGAGGUUGUUACCCGUGAGUACACCAUCCACGUUCACAAAAGAAUCAGGGGAAUUGGUGCCAAGAAACGCGCUCCACGUGCUAUCGAUGAGAUCCGCAAGUUCGCCAAAGCCCAAAUGAACACCGAAGAUGUUCGCAUCGAUACCAGACUCAACAAGUUCAUCUGGUCUAAGGGAAUCAAGAACGUUCCAUUCCGUGUCCGUGUUCGUCUUUCCCGUAGACACAACGAAGAUGAGGACUCUGCCCACAAGCUCUACACACUCGCUACCUAUGUCCCAUGCACCAGCUUCAAGGGAUUAACCAAUGUCAAUGUUGACAGCGAGGAUCAUAUUUUGCUCGAGAAUGAAGGCGUCAGACUUGCAUUUAAAAAAUGUGAUGGUAGAUGUGAGCAGUUUCCGUCCACUGAAGUCAUACCUGACGCUGUUCUAUGUGGCACUUUCCAAUUAUUCGUUGGUAGGCUUGAAAUUGAUAAUGUCUAUUAUUUACUGCUUGUCUCGCAAUCCACUCGUGUAGGUUACUUUAGAAAUCAUGACAAGAAGAUACCAAUUUAUAAAAUUGAAAAGGUGAAGGCAGUGCCUAUUGAUGUAGAUGAAAGGAAUUUGAAACAUUUGCUCGAGGAAAAUCAAGGCGGUAAGCUGAAAGUCGGAACUGAGAAACUUCUGAAGUUUGUUCAAGAGAAAAUUGGAAAUCAACCAACCUUCUUGGAAGAAAUUUUGAAGUUGUUCAAUGAUAACCCAGAUUUCUAUUAUUGUUUGGAGAGAGAUAUCACUCGUUCUACUGAACGUUUCUUCGGUUCCAGCUCCGAGCCCAUUGAGUGCUUUUUCUGGAAUAAGCAUCUUCUGUCUUGUAUUGAUGACUCUUUCUCUCCUGAAUUCAAGGAUAAAUGGACCAUACCGGUUAUACAAGGAUUCAUACGGACAGUUGAAAUAACGCUUCAAGAGGAUGCUCAGCUUACUGCUUCUUUAGAAGUGACAUUGAUUUCAAGAAGAUCCGUUAGGAGAGCUGGUGCUCGUUAUUUGAGAAGAGGUAUAGAUAAUGAUGGAAACGUGGCUAAUUUUGUCGAAAGCGAGUUGAUUCUCAAUAUUUUUGGUCAUCAUCUUUCAUAUGUGCAGAUUCGAGGUUCAGUUCCUCUUUUUUGGAGUCAAAAAGGUUUAAAGUACAGACCACCCUUGAGCAUUGACAAGUCGACAGAAGAGUCUCUACCAGUUUUCGAAAAGCAUAUUUCCGAACUAGUGUCUAUUUAUGGAUCAAAUCUAAUUCUCGUCAACUUAGUAGAUCUUACAGGACGUGAGCUGAAGUUAGCUCUUGGUUAUUUAGAGCAUGCCUUGAAACAAAAAUCGGAGAAGAUUGUUUUUGCUUCAUUUGAUCUUCAUAAACAUUGUAGAGGAUUGCGGUUCGAUAGAAUAUCAAUUCUAAUUGACAGUAUCCAAGACCAAUUGAACGAGGUUGGGUUUUGCUGGGUUGAUAAGACAGGGGAAAUUGUUCAAUCUCAGAAAGGAGUCGUCAGAACCAAUUGUGUAGAUUGUUUAGAUAGAACAAAUGUAGUUCAAGGAUCCAUCUCUCAAUUCGUCUGCAUGAGACAAGCUCAAAGGCUCGGCAUAUUUGGCCCUCUCGCCGAACCACCCGAUAUACUGGUUAAUGUUCUUCAAACCUUAUGGGCGGAUAAUGGUGAUGCUAUAUCAACUCAGUACGCAGGAACAGCUGCUUUGAAAGGAGAUGUCACUCGAUCAGGAGAAAGAAAAAUUGCCGGCAUCAUGAAAGAUGGGUACAAUAGUGCUUCGAGAUAUUACCUUUCUCAUGUUCGCGACUCUACACGCCAGAAAGCAAUCAACCAUCUUCUGGGUGAACCGGAUCUCGGAUCCGAAUCGAUGGUUGAUGAUUCUGAUGAAGAUGAAGAUGGGAACGUAUCACGCCUUGUUAGCGAAACAAUUCAUUUUCUUCUGCCAGAAGGAGAAGUUCUUGUCGCCGGUUGGGGUCUUGUUGAUGCUCGAGAUGACUCGGAUAAUGUAGAUUCUGUUGUUUUAUUAACUCGAGCUCGUCUUUUUGUCGCUCUGUAUGAUGAUGAGGUAGAAAAGCUGAUGGAUGUAAGGAUAAUACCCCUUGACGAGAUAGAAACAAUUGAGGUCGGAAAACCAUCUCGUAAUGCCCGAACCCACUUGAGAAUAACAGGAAAAAAUGGAUCUCAGGGAUCAUGGGCCUGGAGACCAUCGAAAACACGUCUCUUCAAUAAUGUUGCCAUAAGAAUAAAAUCCGCGGAGGAGGCGGAUGAAUAUGCUGAAUCAAUUGCUGAGCAAAUUUCCGUAGCUUAUGAGAUGUCGCGCGGAGAAGUGAAACCUAUUCAAAAGCCUUGUAAGCUUGUGCUUAACGGACCAGGGGCAGCGAGGAAAGCGCUUGCUUCCAUGACGUCUGCUCUGAAGUUCAAACCGAAACGCCCUAACUCCUCUCCUGGACCGAUAGAUGUCCCAACCAAAUGCGAAGACAGCAAUAGUUCAACCCCCAAAGAUGAAGACAGAAGCGCAGAGACAUCCGAGUCAGAGCAGAAUGAUAAUGACAAGGUGACUGGUCUUGUAGGCAGAAUAAGAGGGCUUCGACCUAUCUUCGUGAAACAGAAACAGGAUACAAUAGAUCCAUUUGAAAGUUUGAAACCUAUAAUGUGCAACGAAUUAACCAAAUUAAUCUUGCUUUAG